GCCCCGCCGCUGCGCGCCCGGCGUGUGCGCCUGCCCUGCCCUGCCCUGCGCCGCGGCGGCGCCCGGAGCUCGCCUGAAGGAGCCCAGACGCCCAGCAGGCAAGAUCCUCCGUACUGCGCUGGCCGUUUCUGGUGCAGUCCGGGCUGCCCUCUGCUAUACGCAUCGCACGCCGGAGUAGCCCGCAGCGGGGACUGCGCUGUCUAAAUAAAAGGCAGCAACCUACUACAAGGGUAUCGUUUGUCUUCUGGCCUCAUCCUUGUUCUCCUUGGGUUUAGCCUGUCACUUCCCAGGGCUUGACUCUGUCCCUCGUUGGGGCAGCAGCAUCUCUCACCCGUGACUCUCCGAAGUGCUGGUGUGGCAGCUCCAAGACCCAGAGAAAGAGCUGUCAGGAUGCCAGAGCCAGCGAAGUCCACCUCUGCCCCCAAAAAGGGCUCCAAGAAAGCCGUGACGAAGACCCAGAAGAAGGGCGAUAAGAAGCGGCAUAAGAGCAGGAAAGAGAGCUACUCCAUCUACGUCUACAAGGUGCUGAAGCAGGUCCACCCCGACACCGGCAUCUCCUCCAAGGCAAUGGGCAUCAUGAACUCCUUCGUCAACGACAUCUUUGAGCGCAUCGCUGGAGAAGCCUCCCGCCUGGCCCAUUACAACAAGCGCUCCACCAUCACCUCGCGGGAGAUUCAGACGGCCGUGCGCCUGCUGCUCCCGGGAGAGCUGGCCAAGCACGCCGUCUCGGAGGGCACCAAGGCCGUCACCAAGUACACAAGCUCCAAGUAGCUGGACAUCACCUCUCCAAUGGGACCAUCAAGCACCGGACCCUCCGCGCAAGCACAGGUAGGCAGCCAUGGUCCGGAUAAACGUCACAGCUAUUAUCCACAGCAAUUUACAGCCUUGGGAUGGGCAUGAGAAGUUACCUGGUGGAAGAGGAGACGGUGAUCUGGAUGUCGGCUGAUUUUCAUUGUCUGUUCGGGACAUGCAGUGGGCAAGGCUGGUGGAGGAGACCCCUGCUUUCACAUCUCAUCCAAAAGACUGACCGACUGUAGUAUAUCCAAACUCUCCUCUGUGCUUAGCAAACAUGCAUGUUUGGCACUGGCGGGGGAGACUGGCAGCAGCAACACAGAGACACUGUCUCUAAAGUCUUCCUGUUUGGCUGCUUUCUCACAGUCAUCCAAGAUGGGCACCGAUGAGUCAGCUCUGGUAUCCUCUCCUUCGUACCCUGGAUCCGUCCUGGUGUACAGCAGCACAGCCCACCCUGUGCCGGCAGAAGUGGCAUCAACAGCUACCGGGCACAGGCUGUAGAAUAAAAUCCAUAUUGAUUCAACAGCUCUCUGUGCUUGACAGCCUGUUGUAAAGAGCAAGCCUGGCAGGCAGGCAGAUGCCUGGGAUGAUACGAAGCGCUGUUCCUCCUCAUCACUCCCCAUGGAUGAGCCAUCGAGUAGGCUGAGGGUGCUGGCGCUGGAGCUGUCUGCUGCCUCCCACCUUGCGCCAAGGCAGACAGAUGGACAAGGGGGGACGUUGGGGCUGGGUUGCAACCUUCCCCAGCUGCUGCUUUGCCUGCUUUAGGACUUGCUUUGGUGUGCAAGAUGUUGCUAAUUCUACUGCUUUUCAGAGACUUUUCCUGCCUCGACGCUGCCUGGGCGCUCCCUUCCACCAUAAGCGUGGGCGAGACGGGCUGGUGCCCAUGGGGGUCCCCUGUCCUGUGAGCGCUAGGGUGGUGCAGGACAAACAGCACGGAGGUGUCGGGUGGGGACUGACGUUUUGGGAAGGCAUCUGGAGUGAGAACAGAGGUGGUUAAUGCAGUCUGGGGGAGAGGCAGGCUCCCUGCAGAGAUCACUGUGGGCAGCUCACCUGGCCCUGCUUUCCCUGCUUUAUUCACUGGUUAGAAAGCAAAAGCAAAAACUGGGACUGGGUGGAUAUAUAGGGGCACUUGCCUGCAUCCCAGUGAUAUUUUAAAGAUUAAAUAAUUUUAAACUACUUCAGAUACUCCCCACAUCUUCUCAAAGUCCACAGUAAGGUGAGCAAUAAUAAAAUGCUGAUAAAAGCCAUAGAGAUUUGUGGAGGAAUGUCUUGGUUACAGGUUUAUCUUGGCCAAACUGCUGGAUAGCAGAAAAGCAUGUGUAGAACUGGUGUGAAGUUGAAGCUUCCUACUCAAAACACAAAAUUAGCCAACAUUUAAAAAAAAUAUCAAAAUCUCUGGUAGGCAGGAGUGCUCAGAUAAAAAAUAUUCAUGUCUAAAAUAACAACUGCUUUCUGCAGCUGAUUCUGUAAAUAAAAAGGGCAGCAAAGACACAGGAUCCAGAACUAAGUGCAGGUUCUCCCCAGACUGCAAGACCUUGCUUUUAAUUGAAAGGUAAAUUCAUACCCCGAAACACCAACCUUGCAGUACGUCUCUCACUUUCCUCUACAUUUAUCUCUAUCCUGUUUCUUUACACUUUGAGAGUGAUGGGGACCCUUGACAAAUUUAUGUUGCUUUUGGAGCUGUAGGACUCUGCAACUCCAGAAGAUUCAGUUAUUUCUUGUCUUUAUAACAGUGUUGCAGUCAUUGUCCAGUUGGUCUGAGGAAAGGACUGUGUAGAUCUGCUCAACGAAGAGCACCUCAGAAACCCAAGAGUAGCAUGGGGUCUCGUGGUCUCUGUGCAAGAGCGAAGGUCAAGUUGCUUAUGGGCUGCUCCCAUCCUCCUGAUUUGGGUUUGAAGCCCCAAAAAGGGGCUUUCCUCCCAUACUUUGCUUGGUGAUAGCACACGGCCAUGUUUCAUACCCUAAUGCCAGCAGGAAUCCUUAGCAAUAUCUUUCAGAAGGAGCAAAAGCCGGCUCCCCAGGUGUCAGCACCCACAACGAGCAGCUCCCAGCAGCAGUACCUGUACUCAGUAGCAUUGGUAACCUGAACCACUUGGCCAGGACACUUUGGAGGUGACAGCUUAGCACUUCUUUUUGUUUUCCAAUCAAAUAGUCAAAAUCAGAUACCAAAGAUGAAAAUGUACCUACAGUGGGCCUAGAGCCACUGUCCUUGGCCCCUCUCCCACCAGAAAUCAGACAGCGGAUGAUGCAGAAGGGAAAUACAGGGAGUGGAGGGCUGGCUGGCAGUGCUGGAGCUUUCUCCUCCCAUCCCUGGGAGCCGCAGGUCAGACUUCAUCCCCUUGGGGAGGCCUCCUGAAGGUAGGAAUUCAGAGUGGAAUAAAUCCACUGCAGUCCAAGCAGUGUGUGCGAGCCAGGACGCACACCUCCCGUGAUUACCCGGCACAGCCUCUAAAUCCUCACUCUUCCAAGCAGAGCAGAGUCCUGCUCCAGUCUCUGCAGGCUGCAGGAACUCAGGAAAAUAAAAUGAGGUGGUGUCCUUCCAGGGUCUCCUGGGCAGCUUGGGAAGCUGGGGACAAGGCUGGGCACUCGGACAAGAGCUGCUGGCCCCAUACACAUACUCACAGUACUGGUCUCAUUUUCUUCUGCCACUGUUGCCACUCUCCAUUUUUGGAGAUUGUUUCAGAGAGAGGAAAAACAGCAAUUUAAGGCUGUAAAAAUACUUGAAGGCUUAAAGAGGAUUUUUAUAUUGUCUAAAGCCAAGUGACUGAGACUGGUCACGACCAUCCGUUUAUAGUUUAGGCUGCCAUUUUGCACAUCAUUUGCUCUUCACUCUCCUUUUGUGUCUUUUCUUUACUUACCCCUGACAAUGUGGAGCACAGGAUUGAGGAACUGAUCCAGGUUA
Harpia harpyja (harpy eagle) is the source of this 3694-nucleotide messenger RNA. Its product is annotated as histone H2B 5-like. The coding region runs from base 391 to 771 and encodes 126 amino acids. Gene Ontology annotation, molecular function: protein heterodimerization activity; structural constituent of chromatin; DNA binding. The transcript is spliced from 3 exons. The record is from RefSeq and is a predicted model, not a curated record. Lineage: Eukaryota; Metazoa; Chordata; Aves; Accipitriformes; Accipitridae. Gene Ontology annotation, cellular component: nucleosome.